AUGAAGCCGGUGUUGGUUCUCCUAGUUUCCACAGCCUGGACUUUGACUGGAGCCCAGUACUACUACCAGGGGCUGAUGGACUAUCUGGAGAACAGAUUAUUGGCUAUUGAGGAUCGCAUGCAGCUGUGGCACGACCAAACUCAUCGCUACCACACAGAACUGCUGGAUUUCAAAAAGCUCACUGCUGAGAGCAUGGACGGGCUGAAGCAGGAGCACAGCAUGCUGCUCAAAGACCUGGAAGGAGCCGCAGUACGAGUGGAGCGAGUGGAGCGAGAGAUGGACUACGUGGAGAGCCAGACUUCCCCCCGGGCCUGUGUUAAUAAGGCAGACAAGGUAGUGGAGCAGGGAGCCUGGGCUCUGGAGGAGAGCCGAGGAGAGGAAGAGGAGGAAGACGACUGGGAGGAGCUGCAGUCCACAGUCUCUGACUGCGUGGAAAUCAUCUCUAACAUCAGAUCAGUGAAGAUCCUGAAGAGAGUGGGCAGUCCGAAGGGUAUGUGGGUCAGAGAUCCCAGGUCGUCUAAGCUUUACGUCUUUAACGGGACAGCAGGAGACAUUAUCUACGAGUUUGACUCCGUGAGGGAGUUUUCCCGCUCUCCCGGAGUCACCAACAGCCGAAGGAUCAGUCUUCCUUCAGAAUGGACGGGGACAGGAAGUACUGUUUAUAACGGGUAUUUGUACUAUAUAAAGCAGGAGGCUGAAACAGACGUGCAGGUGGUCAAAUUUGACCUGCUGAGCGACUCGGUCACAGACUCCGCCAUGCUCCCUCUGGAAAGCCACGCUACUGUUUACAACCUCAACCCAGAGACCGUCGCUGACCUCACAGCAGACGACGAGGGCCUCUGGCUUCUGUACGCCAGCAGUGACAGCGAACCAAACAUCAGCCUCGCAAAGAUGGACCCUGCCACACUCGAUAUAGAACAAAUCUGGGACACCCGGUGCCCACGGGAGAACGCAGAGGCGGCUUUCGUAGUGUGCGGAACUGUCUAUGUCGUUUACAACACCCGCCUGGCCAGCCGCUCCCGGGUUCAGUGCGUGUUUGACGUCAACGACAUAGUGAUCAGCGAGGAGGCUCCUCUGCUCUACUUCCCCAGGAGGUACGGAGCCCACGCUAGUCUGAAAUACAACCCCGAGGAAAAACAGCUGUACGGCUGGGAUGAUGGCUACCAAAUCAUUUACAGACUGACCAUGAAGAGGAAGCUCCUGGUCUGA
Messenger RNA from Scomber japonicus (chub mackerel), 1209 nucleotides. RefSeq names its product olfactomedin-like 3a (gene olfml3a). The record is from RefSeq and is a predicted model, not a curated record. Lineage: Eukaryota; Metazoa; Chordata; Actinopteri; Scombriformes; Scombridae. Gene Ontology annotation, biological process: signal transduction.